AUGUCCGCCAGCAGCGGCGGCGUAGGUGUGUACAGCGAGACGCAAUGCAGUCCUCGUCCGCGCAGAACACAUCGAGAACGAAAGGAGCAAUACACCAAGGACCUCGAAGCGGAAGUGAUGCGACUCAAGGAAAUCUUUGUCAACAUAUCGCACGAACGAGAUGCAGCAAAUAGAGCCCGAGACGAUGCCGUCAGCGAGCGAAAUCAUCUUCUGGAGGAGAAUCAGCGACUACGAUCAAAGCUUGACAUGUCAGCCUCUACGUAUGGUACCGAUUCUGGGUACAGUGGAAUUCCCACAUCUGGCCUGCCCACCAGGACGAAUAGUGUCUGCAUGUCCGACGAACCUUCGAAGAUCUCGCCCAGUACAUCCUUUGUCGGCUGCGCAAUCCCAGACGAAGCAUCAAAUAAGCCGCCCGGUCACGCAUGGGAAGAGUCCCAAUCACGAUGUGCGGCCUCAAGCUGGACAAUCGUGGACGCAAAGCCCGCGACGAGCUCGCCUAGUGAUUCGCAACCGACGCCCAAUGCAACCAUAUUGACCGCUCCGAUAGACUACGACGAGCUAGGCCUCGACUUUGUUCUAACGCAAGUCUCCUCCUCACCUCCCAUUUCCCACUCCACUAACAUCCUCGACUCUAGCCUCGAACGGCCCUGCAUGACCCACCUCCAAUACCUUACCGUCCGCGCCCACAACUGCCAAGUGAGCGAAGACUACGAAAUGGGCGGCCAACCCAUGGAAGUGCCCGACGACGGCGAGAACCAACACAUCUCGGGCCACGCAUUGAUGUUCACCGCUCCUCCACCCUCCCACAUCCAAGAGAACCCGGGCGCGCGAUAUCCUUCGGAAUUACCGAAAGUGCAGCGGGAGGAUCUGUUGAAGUUGCUGGAUUUGAGCUCGCAGUUGCAGGUCAAUGAGCCGGAGUUGCCGCCUGUGAAGGCGUGGAUUCGGUUGAUGCAGGAUGAGAGGUUUUGGGGGUUGAGUGGAGGUUCUGGAUGGGAAGGGAGAGGGAAGUCCGGCAAGUGCUUCAAAUUCGUCGCCGUGUACAGUAAAGCAGGGUUGAACGAAGUGGAAAAGUUCUGA
Molecule: messenger RNA, 1077 nt
Organism: Zymoseptoria tritici IPO323
Lineage: Eukaryota; Fungi; Ascomycota; Dothideomycetes; Mycosphaerellales; Mycosphaerellaceae
Exons: 3
Coding region: 1-1077 (358 amino acids)
Cellular component (GO): RNA polymerase II transcription regulator complex
Molecular function (GO): transcription cis-regulatory region binding; DNA-binding transcription activator activity, RNA polymerase II-specific
Source: RefSeq, a predicted model, not a curated record